Messenger RNA from Microthlaspi erraticum, 2388 nucleotides. Lineage: Eukaryota; Viridiplantae; Streptophyta; Magnoliopsida; Brassicales; Brassicaceae. The record is from the annotation of a GenBank genome assembly.
AUGAUGCCGCUUCGUAACCAAAAUCGCCCUCCACGCAGUCCAAACGCCAAAAAGGAAGCUCUCUCCAGUAGUAUUCCUUUUGACAGGCGAAGGAAAAUCGAAACGCAAGCUACUGGAAGAAGGCAAGUGCUCACAACAGUGAACAGACAAGAUGUUACUGCGAACAGCGAUGUGGGCAGCACAGAGGAGUGUGGUAAAGUAGAGUUUACUAAAGAUGAAGUGUUGGCUUUGCUUAACGAGAGAGCUAAAGCUGGAAAAUUUGACACUAAGGCUAAGAUUGAGCAAAUGACUGAUAUUAUCAAAAGACUUAAGGUUUGUGUUAAGUGGUUUCAACAAGUGGACGAAACCCAUGUCCAGGAGAAGGAUAAUCUUCGUUCUUCUGUGGAAUGUGCAGAGAAAAGAUGCAGUGAUAAAGAGCUGGAGGCAAAGACCAAAGAAGAAGAGCUACAAGCAACUAUAGCAGAGAUGAAGGAGAACAUAGCGUCACUACAAGAAAAGUUCUCAAAGGAGGAGUUGAGCAAGUUGGAUGCAAUUGAGAACCACAGAAGAGAAAAAGAAUGUAGAGUUGCAGCUGAGAAGCUUCAGGAUUCUCUUAGAGAAGAGCUUGACAAAGUGAAAGAAGAGAAAAUGGCUGCGAAGCAUAAGGUGACGUCCCUGGAAGAUAUGUACAAAAGGCUGCAAGAGUACAACACAAGCUUGCAACAAUAUAACACAAAACUCCAGACUGAUCUUGAAGCAGUUCGAGAGGCACACACUCGUGCUGAGAAAGAAAAGUCAAGUAUACUAGAGAACCUUACUACACUAAGGGGUCACAGUAAAUCUUUACAAGAUCAACUGGCAUCAAGCCGAGUUUCACAAGAUGAAGCGGUAAAACAAAAAGAGUCAUUGCUGAUGGAAGUCAAAAACCUUCGGAGUGAGCUCCAACAAAUCCGGAACGAUCGUGAUCGCCAGGUUGCACUGUCACAAAAGCUGGCGGAUGAGAUACUGACGUAUAAGGAGAGUGUUGGAAAGUCAUCUCAUGAAUUGGAUAUUUUGAUAGCAAAAUCAGGAUCUUUGGAGGAAACAUGUUCAUUGCAAAAAGAGCGUAUUAAAAUGUUGGAGCAGGAGUUAGCUUUUGCUAAAGAAAAGCUAAAGAUGGUAGAUGCGUCUAUGUCUCAUACUAUGACAGAAUUUGAGGAGCAAAAGCAACGUGUGCAUGAACUGCAAGAUCGCCUUGCAGACACAGAGCAUAAACUUGGCGAAGGAGAGUUGUUACGGAAAAAGCUUCACAACACCAUCCUUGAACUUAAAGGUAACAUACGUGUGUUCUGCCGAGUGCGGCCGUUGCUACCAGAUGAUGGAGGUCGCCAAGAGGCCUGUGUUAUUGCGUACCCCACUGCAUCUGAGUCUCUUGGGAGAGGCAUUGAUGUUGUUCAAAGUGGUAACAAACAUCCUUUCACCUUCGACAAGGUCUUUGACCACGGAGCUUCUCAGGAGGAAGUGUUCUUUGAGAUAUCUCAACUUGUACAAAGCGCAUUGGAUGGCUAUAAGGUGUGUAUAUUUGCAUACGGUCAGACAGGUUCGGGCAAAACCUACACCAUGAUGGGCAGACCUGAAAAGCCAGAACAGAAAGGACUCAUCCCACGGUCACUUGAACAAAUAUUCGAAACCAGUCAGUCUCUUAGUGUACAAGGAUGGAAAUACAAGAUGCAGGUCUCAAUGUUGGAAAUCUACAAUGAGUCCAUUAGGGACUUGCUUACUACGAACCGUACCAUUUCUAUAGAGCCUGUUGCGCGAGUAGACAGUAACACCUCUGGAAGGCAGUAUGCAAUCACACAUGAUGUUAAUGGAAAUACUCAUGUUAGUGACCUAACAAUAGUAGAUGUAUGCAGCAUUGGACAAAUUUCCUCACUCUUGCAGCAAGCUGGCCAGAGCAGGUCUGUUGGUAAGACACACAUGAAUGAGCAGUCAUCAAGGAGUCACUUCGUGUUCACUCUUCGGAUUUCUGGCGUGAAUGAGAGCACUGAACAGCAAGUACAAGGAGUUCUUAACCUCAUUGACCUUGCUGGAAGUGAGCGACUAUCAAAGAGCGGAGCAACAGGAGAGCGGUUAAAGGAGACACAGGCUAUAAACAAAAGCUUAUCUGCCUUGAGUGAUGUUAUAUUUGCAUUGGCAAAGAAAGAGGAUCACGUUCCUUUCAGAAACUCAAAGUUAACAUAUCUGCUCCAGCCAUGUUUAGGAGGAGACUCAAAGACGUUGAUGUUUGUGAACAUAUCACCUGAUCCAUCUUCUACUGGAGAGUCCCUUUGCUCUCUUAGGUUUGCAGCUAGAGUGAAUGCAUGUGAGAUUGGAGUACCUCGCAGACAAACUUCCACAAAACUCCUCGACUCUCGCCUAAGUUACGGUUAA